Suillus plorans is the source of this 973-nucleotide messenger RNA. RefSeq lists its product as uncharacterized. The record is from RefSeq and is a predicted model, not a curated record. The transcript has 2 exons. Lineage: Eukaryota; Fungi; Basidiomycota; Agaricomycetes; Boletales; Suillaceae. Bases 138 to 737 code for a protein of 199 amino acids.
AUCUCUAUUCAAUUGAGAACAUGUCCCAGACGCCGGAAUUUCUGGCGUGUUUCCUGAUGCCCAUCCCGUUGAUAAGUCCUACAGUACCUCCCUUCAAUGUAUGACAUUGGUCACUCUCGCCAGCGCCUUUUGACUGGAUGCAUUUUGAAGGACGGAGUAUCAAAACCACGCUCUCCAACAUUCUUGGAGUAGAUGGUCUUGCACGUGAGCGAAAGUGGCGAGCACAUUGUGUUCUCAGCGUGGAUCUCGGCCGAAGGGCACGAGAAGGUGUCGAAGCUCUCAUCCCCCACGCAGACGUCAUCUUCCUUUCAGCGCAAACAUUUCCCUCGCUCUCUAAUCCCCAGUUUAACGCUGUCAACCCUGGCCCACCUUCUCCGCGCGCUAUCCUCCUUGCGCUCGCACGACACGCAUCUCCACACGCGCUCCUUGUAUUAUACGGAGGUGCCCUUGGUUCAGCCCUCCUCUCCCUUCCCACUCGUGAAUACCUCCAAUCCUCUUCCUGGUCUCCACUCCCGAUGGGCAGAUCCCAUGCACACACCAACUCCAACUUACACUCCAUCAUCUCCACCGCUGAGGGUGUCGAGAGCGUGCGCAGCGGCUCAGAAUUUUGGGCUGGCCGCCGCAGCCCCGACUCAAGCGGGUUCACCAUGGGUGAUAACCCCUCACCUGCCCGAAAUCGUGACAGCGGAUACUCAGAAGACCACGACGACGAGCCAAGAAGACUUGCUGUACCGUGAAGUGAAGGUGCGUGUUUUCUGGUGCGCUUCGUAGGGCUGCCCAGACGCGACAAGCGGUAGGAUCGCGUUCAGGGCGCGAGAAGAUGAACCGGAUUGUAUAUGAAGUUUGACAUUUUUUGGGUCCGGUUCUCGGUUCAAACCCUUGCUGAACCGGAACCGGACCAUUAUUGGACCGAACCGAUGGUCCGGUCCACGGUUCUGCUUACUGAGAGGACUGAACCGAUGGUCCGGUCCAC